UAUAUAUCUAAGCCCCUCCCAAACCCUUUUGUUCCCUUAUCACUCAACACUUCCUUCAUGCCCUCCCUCGUCAAUAAACAUCCAAACCAUUAGCACAUUUCCCCAGAUCAAGAAAAGAUGAGCUCCACUUGCGCUGAGCAACACAAGUUGCAGCCUUCUCACCCGCAGUUACCUUUCAAAGACAUUGAGAUUCCUCCAAGGAAACUCCUCCUUUCUCAUAAUCACUUUCAAGAAAACGCCACCAUGCAAAUUCCCUUCGAAGGCAGCCUUCAGAAAUAUCUCCCUUCCAACAGGAAUAACGCUGAAGAUGAAGACAAUGACGCUGAUCCCUAUGCUACUGACCAUUUCCGCAUGUAUGAAUUCAAGGUAAGAAGGUGCACCAGGAGCAGGAGCCACGAUUGGACUGAUUGUCCCUUUGCUCAUCCUAACGAGAAAGCCCGCCGCCGUGACCCCCUCCGCUUCCGUUACUCCUCCACCGUCUGCUCUGACUUCCGCCGAGGUGGUGGUUGCCCUCGUGGGGAUGACUGUGACUUCGCUCAUGGGGUAUUCGAGUGCUGGCUACACCCUACCCGCUACAGAACUGAAGCAUGCAAGGAUGGCAAAAAUUGCAAGCGCAAGAUUUGUUUUUUUGCUCACUCAUCUCGUGAGCUUCGUUUGUUGCCCGAUGGAUCUCCAAAGUACAAGAAUUCAGGUUCUUGCAGCUCUUCCCCAAUGAACAAGAAUAACCAUUGCUGUUUGUUUUGUCACUCUGUUACCUCUUCUCCUACGAGUACUCUGUUAGGUUUGUCUCAUUUGUCAAGGUCACCAUCUUUGUCACCGCCUUUGUCGCCUGUCAAGCAGCGAGCAUCUUUAAGUGGGUUUUCACCAAUUUCCAGAUACGGUGAUCGUUUGAGUAAGUUUGGAACUGAAAUGAUGAGUUACAAGGAUGCGCUUAACGAGCUGAUGAGUUCUUUGGAGACCAUGAAUUUCUGUGAAGUCUCUUCACCUAUGGCUGGUGGAAACAACCUGAACGAAAACAUCUCCUGGCUUGAUGCUUCCUUGAACGGGGAAGAUCAGCAACAGUUUGUUCUAUCUCCUUCCAGGCCAAGCCCUUCUGAGUCUGGAGAAUAUUUUGGCGCAACCAAACAAAUCGGAGGUUAUGAGAAUCUCAAUGGGAACGGCGUGGCUUGUGAUCCUGAUCCUGACCUUGGGUGGGUCAAUGAGCUGUUGAUGUAGAGAGAGGAUGACGAUGACGAUAACGGAAAUGGAAGGAGAAUUGCAAGUGUAAAUACAGUCAUGAAACAGCCGUACAUAUAUAUAUAUAUAUAUAUAUAUAAUCUUUCUCCAACGUAUAUAUAUGUGAUUCGGUUCAUAUUUGCUCAUCUGAUUAUUGUUUCAUGCUCUUGAUUGUCUUUUAAAUUCAGUAUUGUUUUAAGUU
Theobroma umbraticum is the source of this 1417-nucleotide messenger RNA. It is a transcript of the gene SOM, whose product is annotated as Zinc finger C-x8-C-x5-C-x3-H type family protein. NCBI's taxonomy places the organism in Eukaryota, Viridiplantae, Streptophyta, Magnoliopsida, Malvales, Malvaceae. Gene Ontology annotation, molecular function: metal ion binding. The record is from RefSeq and is a predicted model, not a curated record.